CAUGCCCCGCGAGGGAAAAACUCCUCUAAUUGGCUGCUGGGAAGAAGCCGCUCCGCCUGGAUCUCUCCGGUGCCACCUCCCGCCCAGAGAUGAGAUCACAUCACUGGAACGCAGACUGACCCACAGAACAAUCCAGAUUUGGCGACAGCCAAAUUUAACAAAAUCACUAAAUUUAACAUAGCGUCCUUUCUGAAGGUAAAGGGGCGCUACAUAUGUUUGGGUGGAUUGACUCUUUCUUGGCUGCCACAGCUGAACUAUUCCUAAAAUGUGUUGACUGGUUUCUUGUCAUUACUGGAAUAAGCUGCAAUCAUCUCUGGAGAUCUUGUAGUUAACUUGAGGACUGGCAUAUUUACUAAGUCAUUGAAAAUCUGCCCAUAUAUGACCAGCAGCCUGUAUUAAUUCUUCUAGCUGCCAGACAUACAGUAGAACAGCAAAAGCAGAUACACAGUGCCUUGAAAAAGUAUUCAUACCCCUUGAAAUUUUCCAAAUUGUGUCAUGUUACAACCAAAAAUGUAAAUGUAUUUCAUUGGGAUACUUUUUCAAGCCACUGUAUAUUUACAAUAAUGUCCCUAUUUUCAGCCUUACUUCAUUGAGAAUUUAUGAGCCAUCUUGAUGACCACAGAAGAAGUAACAACAUGUGCGUGUAAUGGUCAAAUAUAUUCAUUAUCCCACUGGGAGAUUUUCAAAUACCCCAAUAAUCAUCCUGAGCAAAGGAAAGAAUCAGAAUACACAUAGUGCACUGAAGAUUUAUUCAGUCACUUUGCAGCCUUAUGAAAGUGCCUAUAACACUUUCUCUUUUACAUGUUAUCAGCCACAGGUUUCUGGGAAAGCCCCAUCAAGACUGGCAAUAACAGAAAUGGACACUGAGUGUUUUUUUUUUGUUAGCAGAAAAAGAUCCUCAACGGUAGUUUCACUUCCUAAAAGCCUUCCUACAAAACUGAAAUCUAGAUGGAAAAUAGAGAAUGUCAGUAUCUCCCGCUGAUGACAUCAUGGGAUUAUGCAAUCCAGUACAAAUGUAUAUAAACAGACAAAUGCUGCUGUACUUUACACAGUUGUCUACUCUAGAUCUUGGUCAGAGAGAAUCCAACACCAUCAAUAUGGACAACAAGUGUGCUGUCAUCAUGUGCGUUCUACUGCUCUCUACUCCUCUUAUACAAGGGUUUGCCGUUCCUCGUGGGAAGCGCUGCCUGUGUAACAAGCUAUCCAAUAAGGUGAAUGUCAUGGCCCUGGCUCAAAUGGACGUUUAUCUAAGCAGCUCUCUGUGUGAAAACACUGAAUAUAUUGUCACAGUAAAAAGCACCGGUGCUACAAAAUGUGUCAGUUCUGACCUGAAAGAAAUAAAAGCUCUGCUCAGUGGCAAAAAUCGGUUUCUGAAACACAUCCCAGUGAUCAGACACCCCUGAGUGAUUAUACAACCUUAGGAAUAUGACAGAAAGCCUUUAAAUAGAUUAAUUCUACCUUCCCCACAGUCUUGUGACUACGGAUAACUGGAAUGACAUAUGCCGUGCAUAUUUUUAUAUUUGUAAAUUUGUCUAUUUAAACAAUGUUACUGUAAAUAGAUAUCUCCUGAGAUAUUUUUCUACCUUAAAAGAUGAGAGUUUUAUAUUUUCAUAAAUAAAUGUAUUUGAAAUA
This is a messenger RNA of Rana temporaria (common frog), 1632 nucleotides long. Its product is annotated as C-X-C motif chemokine 10-like. The transcript has 4 exons. Gene Ontology annotation, biological process: immune response. The record is from RefSeq and is a predicted model, not a curated record. The coding region runs from base 963 to 1403 and encodes 146 amino acids. NCBI's taxonomy places the organism in Eukaryota, Metazoa, Chordata, Amphibia, Anura, Ranidae. Gene Ontology annotation, cellular component: extracellular region. Gene Ontology annotation, molecular function: chemokine activity.